GCUCGUAAAUCCACCGGUGGCAAAGCCCCGAGGAAGCAGCUCGCUACAAAAGCCGCCCGGAAGAGCGCCCCAGCCACCGGCGGCGUCAAGAAGCCCCAUCGUUACAGGCCCGGGACCGUGGCUCUCCGAGAGAUCCGCCGCUAUCAGAAGUCCACCGAGCUGCUGAUCCGCAAACUGCCUUUCCAGCGUCUGGUCCGAGAAAUCGCUCAGGAUUUCAAGACGGAUCUGCGCUUCCAGAGCUCCGCUGUCAUGGCCCUGCAGGAGGCCAGCGAGGCUUAUUUGGUCGGUCUGUUUGAGGACACCAAUCUGUGCGCCAUCCACGCCAAGAGAGUCACCAUCAUGCCCAAAGACAUCCAGCUGGCCCGCCGCAUCCGCGGAGAGCGCGCUUAAACCCGCCGCAUUACACCCAAAGGCUCUUUUAAGAGCCACCACAAUCACACUGAACGAGAGAAUAUCCACUAUAUCGCUUAAUAUUACGAAUUCAAUUAAAAUUACUCCUAAAAUGCUUACGAAUAUAAUAGUCAAGUGCAACUAUAUAAGGGUCAUUCUACAGAAUUGGUGGAAACUGCUGUCCCACAAUCAACAAACACAUUUAAAAUGCAUUUAAGU
Messenger RNA from Sinocyclocheilus grahami, 609 nucleotides. RefSeq names its product histone H3-like. The transcript has a single exon. The annotation marks the transcript as partial. NCBI's taxonomy places the organism in Eukaryota, Metazoa, Chordata, Actinopteri, Cypriniformes, Cyprinidae. The record is from RefSeq and is a predicted model, not a curated record. Gene Ontology annotation, molecular function: structural constituent of chromatin; protein heterodimerization activity; DNA binding. Gene Ontology annotation, cellular component: nucleosome.